CCGACGGCGAGUGACAGAGCCCAGAAGGUCCCCAACGACAGGCAUGAAAAUAGAAGUGAAUCCAGUCUGAAGAUUAGUGUCGUUUAUUGGUGAAUAUCAAAUUGUAAAACUCCGUUAACUCAUCUCUCGUUCGGUUUGUUUUCCCGAGCGACGCCAUGUUCGUCCCUUCAGACAACUCGCCGCCCUCCCUCGAAGAUUUCACCCUCGUCAUGCCUGCUGUGGCUGUGGGCAAUGUGGGUCAGCUGGCGGUGGACCUCAUCGUGUCCACUCUCAACAUGAGUCGAGUGGGCUUCAUACACACAGACUGUCUCAUCCCGAUGGCCGGGAACAACCCCUACUCCACAUGCAAAGAAGAUGCACAGGAGCUGCACACCCCUGCGGAAGUGUACGUGGCACCAGAACUGAAGUUGGCAGUUCUCCAGAUCAGAGCGCCAAUUGUUCAGACAAAAUCCAAAAAGUUUCGUCAACUGAUCGUAUCCUGGAUCAAAGCCAGCGGAUUCUCCAGGACUGUGAUUCUGUCCAGCAGCCAUGCCUACCAGAGGGAUGACCAACAGAUGAAGGGCACUCCUUUGAGGUACCUGGCCACUCCGUCCCUGCUGAAGGCGAGUGCAAACGCUCUGAAGGAGUUGGGCUGGAGGGAGAUGGAGCGGGUGGCGUCCUUCCCAGGAUUGACCGAAGCCAAUGCCGAGCCGCGCCUCUGCAUCCCGGGAGGAGGUAUCACCAAAGGACUGUACACAGACAGUUGUUCAGAGGACCUUCCGCUGGCUGUGGUCCUGCUCUUCUGCUCCGAGGGUGACAACAUCCCAGAUGCCUUCGCCCUCGUCAACCACCUCAACGACUGGCUCCACCUGCUGGACGACCCUAGCCAAGCGCCCAACAAAUGGAAGAUCCCAACCUCCUGGAAUCUUCUUUUUGGCAGUGGCAUCCCUCCUUCAAUGUUCUGAGACACGCAUAUUUACUUUUUUCUAUUUUUUUAGCUUAUUAUCUUGCAGCAACAACACCACAGCAUUUUCAGUCCUCCAGUGAUCUCUUGGCUCGGGUCACGUCUGCUUAUUGAGGAAUUUUUGUGUUUGAUAAAACCUGGACACAAAAAAAUUAUAAUAUUUUGAGUUUACUUGGUCUGGGCCGAUGGUAAUUCUCAUACGAAAUUUUCUCAUUCUCUUCAAUUUCCUUUAUUUGGAAAUUAAUCUUUACAUGUACAAAUAUCACAUUAUGUACAGGCUCUUGACCCCGGUGUGCACUUCUGGAAUACUGUUUCUUAAUACUGCAGUAUUUUAAUGUUUUUUCUCCCAGUAAAAGAUUUUACAGGAAUCCAGUCCGAGCGUAUAUAAAAAGGAUAAAGACUUUGUUUGUAUUACUAGA
Molecule: messenger RNA, 1362 nt
Organism: Scophthalmus maximus (turbot)
Lineage: Eukaryota; Metazoa; Chordata; Actinopteri; Pleuronectiformes; Scophthalmidae
Gene: psmg2
Product: proteasome (prosome, macropain) assembly chaperone 2
Exons: 7
Coding region: 156-944 (262 amino acids)
Biological process (GO): proteasome assembly
Cellular component (GO): cytosol; nucleus
Source: RefSeq, a predicted model, not a curated record